AUGACGGCAUCGAUGAGCAGCUGGAAAUCCGCGGUUUCUGAGGUCAAAUCACGAUGCGGAUUCUGUGGGGAGACCUUCUCGUUAUGGUCAGAUCGGAAUGAUCAUCUAAGUGACCACUUCAAAGCAGGUCUUCUUAUGAAAGACUGGAAAGGUUGCCGUGGCCUAGAGCCAGCAGUUGCUUUGCUUGUCGAGAACGCAAUACCCCCAUACCUGAUCGGCACAGAGGCACUAGAUUCGGACCCUUUCAGUGCCUCGAAAGGUAAUACAAAGGGUUGCCUGGCAGCUGGAGGCGGUUCACGAGCCCCAACUGCAUUUGGAGCCCUCACAGCCGACUUGGGUGACUACGUUCGUACUGCAAAAUUAGCCGGCAAUGAUAUCACGGAUGAUGCUCUGCGUCAUCAAGCACGGCUGAUCCUCUACGGGGAUGAUGAUCCCUGGAACCAAACCCCUGCGGACAACAAUCAGUGGAUCGAAAUGUUCAAGGCUGGCUACGGGCUUGAUUGCGACACUUUCCAACAACAGGCGAUGGUCGACUGUGCUACUAAUGCACACUCAGCACCUGCUGAUCCCAUGAUAUCACCGUGCGUUUUGAAUACAAAGAGCGUUAGUCCAUUCACAGCCGAAGCAGUUCAGCACGCCGUCGAUUUUGACCCGGCCAUGAUGCAAUUUGAGCUCAACUUUCCUGCAGGGUCAGGCGAUGACCACGUCGCUGCGGUCGAGCCGGCCUUCACCAUCCCUUGGUCCUGGCAGACACCUGAAUGCUUAGCUGAGUUUCGACAGCUCGGGCUAUUGCCUCCAAUACCAGUAGCAUGUGAUCCCAUGCUUAGUGAAACGGGCAACCUAGCCGCCGGCUGCUUACACACUGAGCCUGCUACGAGUGCCACAACUUGCGGUAAUAGCCUACCGAUGCCAGAACAAGUAUUUCUCACGCCCCAAAACCUGAUGUUUGCGGCUCCAGCACAAGCCAGCAGCUCGGGAAUAAGAGAACACCCUACAGAAUGCCCAGAGGAUGACACACUAUUCACCUUUGAUGCAGAGUUCCAGGAUGAGGUGUUUAGAUAG
Messenger RNA from Clonostachys solani, 1062 nucleotides. Lineage: Eukaryota; Fungi; Ascomycota; Sordariomycetes; Hypocreales; Bionectriaceae. The record is from the annotation of a GenBank genome assembly.